CACCCCACACUCAGCCUUCUCGCAGACCUAUCCUAUGCUCAGAGGCCAGCCCACUCGAGCAACCCUGCCGCAGUCCUUCAGUGUCACAACUCUUCCCCUCGCCCUGUCGUGUGCUUUGCGGACCAUGUCGACCAAGCCGUCACUCAAAGCCGCCGAGGACUUUCUGUCCUUUGUCAAUGCCUCGCCGACGCCUUUCCAUGCUGUGAAAUCAGCCAGAGAGCGGCUGGAGAAGGCAGGCUUCAAACAAAUUAAGGAACGAGAUUCGUGGGCAUCAACCAUCCAUCCCGGUGGGAAGUACUUCCUCACUCGAAAUGGGUCCUCGAUCGUUGCGUUUGCUAUCGGCAAGAAAUGGAAGGCCGGCAAUCCGGUCGGCAUGAUCGGCGCGCACACAGAUUCGCCGUGCCUACGUAUCAAGCCGGUGUCGAAGCGUCAGAGCGACGGCUUCCUGCAGGUGGCUUGCGAGACCUACGGUGGUGGACUAUGGCACACAUGGUUCGACCGGGAUCUGUCCAUUGCUGGACGCGCCAUGGUCAAGACGAACGAGGGAACUAUUGAGCAGCGCUUGGUCAAGGUCGAGAGACCGAUCCUACGGAUACCUACCCUGGCCAUCCAUCUCGACCGUCAGGAGAACUUCCAGUUCAACAAGGAGACGCAGUUGUUUCCAAUUGCUGGCUUGGCGGCAGCGGAACUGAACAGGCAGGGGAAGGCCGAGGAGACCAAGGAGGAAGAGAAGGAUGGUCCGUUUGAGCCACUGGUCACUCCAUCCCAGCGGCAUCAUUCGUAUAUCGUCGAGAUCAUCGCAGAGGAAGCGGGCGUCGAGCCGAAGGAUAUCAUGGAUUUCGAGAUGGUGCUUUACGACACGCAGAAGUCCGUCGUCGGUGGCCUGAACAACGAGUUGAUCUUUUCUCCGCGGUUGGAUAAUCUGAUGAUGUCGUAUUGCAGCGUGGAGGGCCUGAUCAACAGUCUUUCGUCGCCUGGGUCGCUAGACAAGGACUCCACCAUCCGCCUAAUAGCCCUCUUUGAUCAUGAGGAAAUUGGAAGCUUGACCGCGCAAGGAGCUGACUCAAAUCUGCUUCCCGCUGUCGUCCGUCGCCUCUCGGUAUUGCCGGCCUCCGACUCUCCCAACUCAGAUCAAUCCUACGACAGGCUCGAUGUCGAUACAGCGACCGCAUACGAGCAGACUCUAUCCACCUCGUUCCUCAUCUCGGCAGACAUGGCGCAUUCAGUGCAUCCGAACUAUCCCGCCAAAUAUGAAGCUCAACACCGACCAGAGAUGAAUAAAGGAACCGUAAUCAAGGUCAACGCGAACGCCAGGUACGCAACCAACUCUCCCGGGAUAGUGCUUCUUCAGGAAGCAGCGCGCCGGGCGAAGAAGGCUUCCUCAAGCCCGUCAUCCGUGAAGGAAGGCGUGCCGCUGCAGAUGUUCGUUGUGCGAAAUGACUCCUCGUGCGGAGGUACGAUUGGGCCAAUGCUGUCGGCGGCGAUGGGGGCUCGCACGCUCGAUCUGGGAAACCCUCAGCUCAGCAUGCAUAGUAUUCGCGAGACGGGCGGCGCGCAUGAUGUCGAGCAUGCCAUCAAUCUGUUUGAGAGCUUCUUUGAGAACUUCGAGGAGCUGGAGAAAAAGAUUAUUGUCGACUGACUAGACCGUUCGAAGCUGUGAAGCAGGGUACUCGCAUGUAGAUAGCUUAGGAAGACGUGGGGUCAGUGCUGGCCAGGCUAUGACAAUCCGG
Trematosphaeria pertusa is the source of this 1730-nucleotide messenger RNA. Its product is annotated as peptidase M18, aminopeptidase I. The record is from RefSeq and is a predicted model, not a curated record. Bases 125 to 1639 code for a protein of 504 amino acids. Gene Ontology annotation, cellular component: fungal-type vacuole. Lineage: Eukaryota; Fungi; Ascomycota; Dothideomycetes; Pleosporales; Trematosphaeriaceae. Gene Ontology annotation, molecular function: metalloaminopeptidase activity; zinc ion binding. Gene Ontology annotation, biological process: proteolysis. The transcript is spliced from 3 exons.